Messenger RNA from Ectocarpus siliculosus, 1521 nucleotides. Lineage: Eukaryota; Phaeophyceae; Ectocarpales; Ectocarpaceae. The record is from the annotation of a GenBank genome assembly.
AUGGCGCUGGAGUACUUCAGGUACGAGGAUCUGGUGCGCGACGACGAGGCAGGCGACCUCCACGCCGUGGCGGAGAGGGCGUUCGGACACCAAGGGUUGGGGAUCGUGGUCGUCACCGGCGUCCCCGACGUCGCGGGGGCCCGCCGGGAGCUCUUCGCCUUGGGGCACAAACCAUUGACCUCGCAUCCCUACAAAGCCGGGACGGAGCACGCCGGGUUCUCACCGGACCAGAAAAGGUUUGCGGCCCUUCCGGAGGAGACGAAGGUGCGGUACGAGCACCCCCAGAGCAGUUUCAGCUUCGGGUGGUCGCACGGCAAGGAGAGCCUGGAAACAGGCCGGCCCGACCUCGCCAAGGGGUCCUUCUACGCGAACCCCUGCUUCGACGCACCGUUCGGAGGCGACGGAGGCGGUAGCGGUAGCGGUAGAAGCGGCGGCGGCGGCGCCGCCGCCGCCGCCGCCGCAGGUAGCGGCGAAGACGACGACGUGGACUGUCGUAGCCCAGAUCAUCUUCUCCACCGCCCUGAGAAUGGCAAUGAUGGCGGUGGAAAUGACGCCGGCGAAGAAGGCGGCCGCGGUGGUGGUGGUGGUGGCGGUAGUGAUAGUGGCCCGAAGGCGGCAGCGGCGGCGACGGCGGCGUUGGUGGAGAAGUACCCUUCCUUCGCGCACCCGAACGUCUGGCCCGACGCGGAUGUAGCCGGGUUUUCCGCGGCCUUCAAGGCUCUCGGGCGGGCGGUCGUGCGGGUCGGGGGACUUGUGGCACGGCAGUGCGAUCGGUACGUCGCCACGGUGCAUCCCGGCUACGAUAAGGGCAAGAUGUCGCGCAUCGUUUCCACCUCGCGCUGCCCCAAGGGUCGCCUCCUGUACUACUUCCCCCGCAGCUCGCCGCCCGAGAGGCCGAGCGGCGGGGUCGGCGGCGGCGGUGACGGAGGGAAGCAUGAGGCAGUAGGGGUAGCAGGAGGGGUGACGAGCGGCGGCGGCGGUGGUGGUGGUGAUGGUGAUGACAUGGGUGGUAGCGGAGAGGGUGAUGAUCGGGCCUUCUCCGACUGGUGCGGCUGGCACAACGACCACAGCGCACUCACAGGUCUGGUCCCGGCAAUGUUCCUCGACAGCGAGGGCAGAGAGGUCGCCAACGAGGACCCUCGGUGCGGCCUUUACAUACGCUCCCGACGGAAGGGCGAGCUCGUGAAGGCCACGUUACCCCCUGGGGAAGCAGCGUCGUCCUGUCUGCUUUUCCAGAUCGGCGAGACGACCCAGGUGCUCUCCGGCGGCGCGCUUCAGGCCACGCCCCACGCCGUUCGAUCGACGUCUCAGGAAGGUGUGAGCCGCGAAGCGUUCGCGGUGUUUAUGCAGCCGGAAUGGGGAGAGAGCAUGGACGUGCCAAGAGGCACGGAGUUCGAGUCUGUGCGGUCUCUUCACUCGAAGAGCCUGCUCCCGCGAGCGGCGGCGCCCAUCACCGACAGACUGCGCCCUGGGAUGGACUUCGGGGAAUUCACGGAAGCCACCUUCGCCGCCUACUACUGA